Molecule: messenger RNA, 17150 nt
Organism: Porites evermanni
Lineage: Eukaryota; Metazoa; Cnidaria; Anthozoa; Scleractinia; Poritidae
Source: the annotation of a GenBank genome assembly
GAAAAAUCGAACAUGGCGGCCGCCUAGAGUUAAAACCAAGUUGAUGGUGAAUGGAUCUUUGUGAUCCUGUUAGCAUUGUUUUGGUAACAGCUGGGAGUAGAGGACAGAGCCUUUUAUUUAGAUAUCCAUUUACAGCGCCAUGCCGUACAGAACAGAAGGAGAAAGGUAAUUUGCACGGCAUCUAUCAGUUAGCGCGUCAAGAGCGCGUAGCCUGUGAACACUGACAGCCGCCCCUUAUGCAGAUCUCGGAGGCUGUGGUGGUAACAUCUUCCUAGAUUUGCAUAAUUCUUCAGAUCAGAAUCAACCUCAGCCAAUGAUUGCCAAAUAUAAUAUUGUGCAAUUGAAUAAACUUGCUGAAUUGUUGAGCUCCUGUGAAAAGUCCUUCUCUAAAAUUAAUAAAGUUUGCUGAUUCAUUCAUUUUUAAUUUGUUGUUAAAGUCGCUGGGUGAAAGAGUUUAAAAAUACAUUGCUUUGAUUGCAAUAAACUACAUUAAGUACACCAAGCGUAAAGGAAACCAAAGUCAUUAAGCCCGAAGCUCUAUUUUAGUAUUUAGGGGACUGCAAUGCACUAGUAAGUGGAAAGCCCCACACCCCAAUACCUGGGGAAUUAGCGGGAGACUUAGCGAUUUUAGAUUGUCAUUUGUGCCAUGGUAUGCAGGGUUUUCAACUGUAUUUGACACAAGAGUCAGUGCCUGAUUGGGGACAUUUAGCAUUGUUUAGCUGGGGAUUUGUCUUCAACGCCAUCUUGAAAUAGGCAUAGAACAGGAACAGAAGCAUAAAUCACUCUACUUGCACUGCUAACCUUACUUCUGAAGGAAGUGACUGGAAUAUUCUUCUAGGUGGGCAUAUAAACUGGAGAGCUAAUGAACAUGUAACCAUAAUUGCUUGGAGACAUGAAGUUAGCUCAAGGUAGAAUAUUAUUCAAUUGUACAGCAUUGUUGAUUUAACUAUUUGCAAAAGUUCAACUCAAGAAAAAGAAGUACUGUGUUGCCCUGGGGACGGGAAGAAAAGUGACGUUUUGAUGCUCAGAAUUGCUCUUUAUAGCAGGGAGUUUGUUAUGUUUAGAAGGCAGGCCAAGUCUAAUGCCCCGCUAUUCCUCUGGGAUGGGGUGAGGGGCUUUCUAUGAACUAGUGUAUAAAGUGACACAAUGAAGCUAUCUUCAGGACUCUUGUUUUUAACUCACAAAAAACUAAGUUGCAAUGCUAGAGACGCUUGUGAUUUCAGAGAUAUUAUAGAAGGCUAGUGCUGAUCUUUUUCAUUUUUUAUUUGUAUUUCAACUUCUGCUUUACAGUACCGUUUGUUAUUUUAGAGGAAGUGGAUGUAUUGUGUUGGCACCCAGAUCCCCUUGUUGGGUCAAGGAACACCCGGCUGUGGUUUUCAAGGACCACGAGUCAGGUGAAAGGUUUGGGAGGUUUGGCUCAGUCAGCACAGAGAGUUGCCGGGGGGGUGGGGGGGUGGGGGGAGGCAUUUAUUGGAGGGAGGCAUAUAAUACAAACUUAAUAGUGGGGGGCAUUUAUUAAACAAAAGGCAUUUAAUUGAGAGAGUGGGUCUAUUAGAUAAUUUACGGUACACAGUUUCUGGGAAAUAGCACAUAAACCAAGGAGAAAUGAUUGCAACAGUGUUUCUUUACUUAAGUCGAAAGCAAACUGCAGCAGUUUGUCCCUUUCCAAAAUUACUAUAUUUUCAAGAGGACAUUCUUGCUCAGAGGCCUUCAACUAAGCUUAAGUUAGAAUAUUUAUCUUGUAGAAAUCCCUAAGAAUCGCUUUGCACUGGCAAAGAAAGAGGAGAACACAGAUACAAGGUAUGUAGUGAGGUUUGUCAUUGCCAUUUUGAUUAUAAUAAUGGUGAUAAAAUUGAACUGAGUGGUCAGAGUGAUAAGAAUCAUACUCAUGAUUUCUAAAAUGGAAGGAGCAUGCAGUGUGAGUUUAAUUUGAAAUCCCAGGUAUGAUUUCAGAUUUCAAAGAAAGUUUGCAAGUUACAGAGUUCAAUUACUACUUUCAUUACCACUUGGUGUUUUUUCCUGGGGUCAAUUUAAUAAAACUUUUACAAGUGUAAUUUACAAGUGUAGCCAUUGUUUUAGAGUCUGAGAACAAUAGCUACUCUUGUAAAUUACACUGUCUUGUAGGAGUUUUAUUUAAUUGACCCCAAUAGCCUAAUAUUUUUUAAAAAAGCAGAACCUUGAAUGCUUUUAUUGAUUAACAUCUCAUUUUGUAUGCAAAACUAUGCAGUUUAGAUUAACAUGAUGUAAUUUAGAGUGAGAACAAAAAUGUUCUGACUCAGUCAUUAGAGCACAUGAAACUUAAGGUCAGUACACACUAGUUAGACAAGUCGCGGCAACACAUCGCGGUGACAAAUCGCUUUGUGUGUACAGGAGAAUUAUUGUGAAAAUCUUUGUCUCUUUAACAGAAUUUUGUCGCAGCAGCAUGUCGCAAAAAAUCAAAUCGUACAGAAUUUGUGCGACUUGUUACGGCAACAGAAUUCUGUUGCAGAGACAAAGAUUUUCACAAACAUUAUCCAGUACACAUCAUGGGAUUUGUCACUGUGAUUUGUCACUGCAAUGUGAUCCUACAACUAGUUGCCCAACAUGUACACACGGAGUGAUCUGUUGCUGCAACUUGUCACCUAGUUUGUUCCGACCUUCAGGCCCCGGUUUCGUGAAAGAUGGUUAAGUUUUACCCAGGAUGAAGCAAAAUUCAAAGCACGUUUUUCUCGUCUAAGAACGUGCAAGUUGAGGUUACAAAGUACUGUUGAUCCUUUACAACGAGACAUGGAAAUGAUAACACAAAAUGCCACCCUAAGCAAUGUAUAGGAAUGUAAAGUGCAAAAAUGAAACAAAAUUUUAAUCCUGGAUUAACGCUAUUCGGCGUUUCAGGAACCGGGCCCAGACCUUUAGACCUUUUUAUUGUGCAGUCUGUUUACAAAUAAAUCAUGUUGCUGAGAGCCAAUCAGGAUGCAAGGAUCACCACUUAUUUCAAAAUGGAUGCAAUAAAUAGCAACAGAUUAUAAUUUAUUGCAAUUAAUUAACCAGAUAUGUAAUCUUUCUUUUUUGUUGUCUGAAUUUAUGCAUUGUUUUGGGAGGGUUUAUUAUUACCGGUAGUUUGUUUCCUCAUUUCCUUUAGACAAAUUUUGUCAAAUGAUCUUUUGUUUCAUUUUUUUUCAGAAAUUUCUCCGGAAUAAAAGAUGGUCACCUUGUUGGGUAUGAGAAGAUUUUGGUUUGGUUUCUUUGUUUGUAUAUUUUUACCUACAGCUGAUAACCAUUUUGUUGCAGUUAUUGUUGUAUUUUACGGCAAGGCUGUCAUGGUUCUCUUCUUUGAUGAAUUUUUUAUUGACUGGUUCACCAGGAAACGUUUUCUUAGAAUCCCAACUUUCUCUUGCUGUUUAUAGCUUCUCUGAUAGCACGCUGGCAAACAUUUUAUCACCCCAGUCUGAUGCAUGUGGUACCAAAUUUGAGUUAAAGGUAGAGGAAGUUUUGUUUGUUGGCCAUCCAAUGUUGGCUUACAAAAGACAAGAUCGGGAAUUUAAGGUAGGAGACAACCAGGUGAUGUUGCUAGUAUUACCAGGAAUAAGAAAAUUUUCAUUACAUUAUAAUACUAAUUUUUAUAAUGACCUGUUCUAGUCUAUAUAAAUAUUAAACUGAAUUUUAUACAACUUGUUUAGAGAAAUGAUGGCUCAUCUAGGAAGGAUGAUGUGAUGAUGAAACUUUUCAAUGUCGUUUUCGUUCUUCAGGUAAAUGUCUAUUUGUUUCAGUGCUGUGUUUAAAACAGUUAAUCUGGGUGUAAAAUUUUUUUUAGUAUAUUUGUUACAGGUGAAAAUUAUAUUUAGGUUAAAAUUUUUUAACCUAGGUUGAUUUUCAAUUUCCUUUGUUUCCUAGCCCUAAUUAUUCAUGUAUUAGGUCUAGGAGAUGAAGGCAAAUGAAGAUCAACCCUAAGGUUAAAAAAUUUUAACCUAAACAUAAUUUUGUCCUAUGACAUGUUUAUACAGUGGAACCCUCUAUGAGCUUCAACUGUUAAGCGUUUCCUCAAACUGACACUGUGAACCAAUGCAUGACCGUAAAGUGAACCCCUUUACCUUUGGUCCCAGUAGUUUGAAGUUCAUUAUCACAAACCCUGGGUUUAAUUUCAAGUUGGGUUCCUACUUCUUUUGUCAAAAGGCAUUGUCUCUCUUUAUUUUAACUUGUUAUACAUGAAAUACACUGUAUUAUAAUAUUGUAGGGGAGAACAAUUUAUGAGAAUUAUAUAUUACUGGUGCUUCAUAAAAGAUCAGAUCUGAAUUCAAAUUUCUUGUGUACCCUGGGUUAUCUUAACGCACUUUUGAAUGAACAGGCCCAGGAGAUUUGGCCAAAAAACCCUCUUUGAAGUUAGUUGUCUAAGUUGAGCCUUUUCUGGUCAGCCAAAAGAAAGCGAAAAAACACAAAACAUUGUUUACAAGUUGAGCACUAUACUGUGUUUUGUUUGUGAUUCCAAAUUAUGGCUUUCUAAUUCAGGGAAUCAACACAUCCGUUUCUUUUUUCUCAGCAAGGUUAUUUCAAUCUGUUGUGUUCUGUAGGCAAGUGUUGAGCCAUCUGUUGUCGACUGCUACCAUGAUCUAACCAAGAGAAUUGCUAUUGCCCUGAAACAUGAGGAAAUAAGGUAAAGUUAACUUUGAAAUUUUAUCUUCAUUAGUUCAUGAUUAAAUUUCAAAAUAUCAUAAUAAUUUAACACCUUAAGAGCAAUGUGGCUGAAUGAAAAUUAGAGGAAUGAGCAAACAUGUUUCAUGACAAACACGGUUAUGUAUAAUAAGUAUUUUCUAUUAAAUUUUGGAUAAAUGCAUUUGUGGAAGGCUUUUUAAAAGAAAUCCUAUCAUACAGAAUAAUCUUUUUUAAUAAUGACCCUGUUAUUAUGCCAUAUUUAAUCAAAGUUCACCAAAAUUGUGCUCAACAAUAUUUUUUAGGUGCAGAUACCUAAGCUCAGAAAGGGAAGCAAUGCUUUCAGUACAUGAUGAAAUGUCUACUAUGCCGGAAGGUAUUAAUAAUAAUAAUUAUAUAAUAUUAUUUUUGCAAACCAUGUCUGUCACAUUCAGUAACAUUCUCUGUUUAUUAUUUAAAGAUUGGUGAAAAGAUUUGUCUUUAAAAUAACUGAAAUAACUAUGCAUUUUUUUUUUGGCAACAGAUUGUGCAGAAACACCAUUUCAACACAUUCUUCCUAGGAGUAAGCUCGCAAGGGACUUGAAAGAUGUCUUCAAAAGGUUUGCUCACUUGUUCAUGUUAUUGCAUGUAUUGUAUGUAUUUUGGUUUUGUGAUUGGCAGACGUCAGUUCGUAUUAUUUUUGUUAGUGGCCAUUCACUGUUGUAUCUUUCUGAGUAGAGAUCCUGGAAAGACGAUUUGGGCCCAUUUGCGGAUUUGUUUCCUAACAGUUGGCGUCUUUGCUGUUAGCUGCAAAUAAAAGUUGGUCAUUGGACAAUGUGUGGCUGAAAUCUGCCCAUACCUGACAAAAUCAUACCUCUUUUUGUAGCUGAAGAUUUGCAUGGUAAUAAAAGGAAUAAUUAAAUAUCAACAUAUGUAUAUCCAACCACAUUUAUGGUUUUUUGGACUGAGAUAUGGUGAUUUGAUUGGACAGUCAUGCCCCUUCUACAAAGAAAAAUUAUUUGCAGGCCUGUUUGCUGAAGUGUUUUUCCUUCAGAAAUUGCAUUAAUGAAUAAUAUUAUAGAAGUGUAUCAAAGUAUGAACAGCACAGAAUCUGACAGUUUGAUACACUGUCAUUUUGUCAACUGCUUGUUUCUAUUUUGUGUGCUCCACAGCUUGUGUGCUACAGGAUCAGUAAGGCUAAAAAUUAAUGGAUGGGUUAAUGUUAGUUUCUGUCUUCCUCACAAAGUCCACAACUUAAACAUGGGAACAAUUCACAUUAAAGUAAGUCCAUAUAGAUGUUGAAAGAACUUUCUGUGUUUUCGUUUUUCUAACUUACAUUAAUGACAUAGUAAAAUAAGGGUAUUUCAUGAACACAAUUACCAAGAAAUCUUCUUCUUCUUCAUAUGUUUAUUUGUCCUUCUUCAGUGUUAUUUUGUUAUAUUAGUGUAGGGGCUAAACAGUAUGUAACUUCAGAAACAAAUACCGGUAUUCCAUAGUGAACAAUUAAAAGGUUAGAACUUCCAGGUGCUUGCAUAGGCUGAUUGUCUAGGUAUGACGUGAAGGAUGGAGUUGACCGGGAUGAGUAGUUGACCUUGUGCCUUCCAUGAAAAUAUUUUUUAAAAUUGCAGUCAGAGUACAACUAAUUUUACUUGAAUAUGAGAAGUACCUGCAUCCAAGUCUGCUUUGGAUCCUAACCAUUUGACAAUACCGGCACUCCUUUGCCAGCAUUAAUGAGAGAUCUUAUCUGAGUUAUUAAAGGCUCAGGAAAUCUGCUUCUUCCGAAGAUAACAUCAUUUGCCAGCAUUUGUCACCGUUGGACUCACUGCAUUAGUGAAUUAGCAAAUGACAGUGCUCGCAAAAGCUAGCAGCGCUCCAAAAUUGAUGGCAAUCAAACUAAUGUCAAUGUAUCCAUGACCUUUUAUAAAAUUCAUCUCACUAUCUCCUCAUAGAAUUAGGGAAAAAAGGAUCUAAAAUGGAAUUUCCUUAGGUGGUGUAUGGGGAGGACUUCAAUGUGACUUUGUCUUCCUUGCUGAAGUGCUAGGGUGGACAACGACCAAAGCAUCCUUUGUGGCUGAUAAAGAAAAUAGGUAGUAUUAAUAGAAUAGUGAGUAACGAUUAAGUGACAGCACAUCCACAACAUGGUUCUUUUUCUGUAAUUCCUGAUCAAAUUGAAUUUUGAGUUGUUGGUUUUUGAGGAGAGGAGAAACCGCGCUAUCCAGAGAAAAACCUCUGGGAGCAGGGUGCAAAACCUCCAAUAAACCUAUCCCACCCCACUUGUGUUCUAGCCUCCAGAACACAGAACCUUCAAACCUGGGCCACACUGAUGGGAGGUGAGAGCUCUCAUCACUGUGUCACCCUUGCUAUCCUUUAAACUUAUGAAAUAUGGUAGGAUGGCAAAAAUAAUAUUCACCAUUUCACUAAUGAUACAUUUAUGUGUCUGUUUCAGCCUGAAGUCAUACACACUUCAUUGGCAGCCAUCAGGUUUGAGUUAAAGCUUUUGUAGUUCUUAUUCAUAAUUACCAGUUACAUAGUUAAUUGUACCAUAGUUAGGUAACCACGGUAAUACUAGAAGCCAGGGCAGACUCCAUUAGUUUUAACAUACUGUGACUAAAGAAAAGUGUGCACUGUUAAUAGACUUUUCCCGAUCCCGAUGAACAAACAGUCGUGAAGCAGUGAACGGCGUUUUCUGGCAAAUUCUCAAGGAAUCAUUAGGUUCAUCAAAAAUCACCUCUGCGAGAUGAUUCAAACUUGCCGACCGUAUUUUUACAAAGCACAAAACUCCAGUAACAAAGAUGCAUUGAACCAAGGCUGCUUAUUUCCCAUUUGACCGUGGAUUUAUUUUUAUUUUUCUUCUCAGGCCAUAUCAUACACUGUUAUUUUUAGUGGAUGAGGGAUAUCUUGUGGCGUCCCUCCCAGGGGACUGUUCCCCGGCAGUCACCAGGCUUGUACGAAUGGCUAGUCCAUUGAAGAGGUAUACAGCUAACGUGCAAUUAAAAUAGUCUCAAGAAAAGAUUACUUAUCUGAAAACUAUAAGCAGUCUCUGUUUAAUAUGACGAAUAUUAAUAGCAAUAGUGAUAGUAUAUAUUAUAAGACGAGUCUAUUAGAUCACAAGUAAUGACUAACCAAACUGAAUAUAUUGUGCAAAGUCAUCCUGCAGUACUCUGUGAAUAUUGUAUUUUAGACUAAUCGAACUUUAAUUUGUGUUUUUCCUCCUCAACAGCUUUCAGACGCUAUCGCAAGACACUGACAUUCCCCUUUCUCAGGUCUGCAAAAGACAGUUGUCCUUAACUUAGACCUUCUCAGGGCUUUGUCACUCGUUUCUGAAGCCCUUAGUAGGUCUGAGUAGAGGACCCCCCCCCCCCCCCCCAUACUUUUUGACCAGUCCCUUAUUAAAACCUAUCAUGUGUACAUGUGUUUCGUGAGCCCCUUUGACCAUACAGGGCAGUGAGUUCUUUAUGAAGUGCGGGCCAAUUAGAACACUUGUGACAUGGGCAUGAAGUUGUAGCCUCGCACGCAUACGUUCUUAGGGGUUCGUCACGCGUUCCUGGGGAGGAUUGCGUGACGAGAAGUUAUAAAGCACAUCUAGUCAACUUACAGUUAAUCAAAGGAGAAAUUUUAUGAAGCGCAUGUUAUAUAUACCAAUCAUCUAUUAAACAAUUUUUUUUUUGUUGCAGCUCAUCACCACUCGUCGAAGAGUUCACGUCAAGGUUUCCGCGCAUGUCACUGCACAACGUGCUGUCGGAAUUCUCGUUACCAGCUCCUCUCAGUGAACACAAUAAUCCCCUGGGGUUACCACAGCAGCAGGUAUUUCUGAGCUGGUACAAAACUUGCCCAGUUAAUUGUUCACCGCCGCCUUGUUAGCUCAGCUGGCAGAGCGCCGGUCUGCUGGGCGGGAAGUCGCGGGUUCAAACCCCGUCGAGACCAACACUCAGGAUCUGAGAAGAAAGUGCUGUCUUUUUAGUGACAUCUUGCGAACAGUUAGACUUUCCAGUCUUCUCAGAUAAAGAGGAAAAACCGUAGGUCCGGUCUCACAGCACUUUCACUGAAUAUCUGGUUCUUGUUGGACGUAAAAGAACCCACACCACUGUUCGAAAAGAGUGGGGGACGUAGACCCUGGUGGUGUGACCAAUCAUUCCCAGUCUGAAUCAUUCCUAAGCUGGGUCGGGUUAAUUGUAAACUCUCAAUUUUUUUUUCACGAUUUCUGUGUAUUCCUGAAAAUGGGCAAACAUAGUGAUUUUCGAAUUAGUUCCUUCCAAGUAGAAGGUGCAUGACGAAUUUUACAGUUUAACAGAAAAACUCAAAAAUAUUUUAAAGAGUUUAUAUGGUUUUGGAGGACGCUGUCACAAAAUUACAGACGUUUGUAUCAGGAUCUUUAACCAUGUUUCAAGAGUCAUAACUUGAUCCCUGUUCAACCUUAGAUAGAGCACCAAACUUGGUCAAAUAACCAAUCUUAACGUGACCUUUUAUAUGGUGGUACCAGUUUAUCGAUUAGGUGAAAUUUGAAACUCGCCCCAGCUCCCUACGCAACUCCGAAAUGGCCGAUAGGGGAAACAACGCCCCCCACUGCUUCUUCAGUCGACAUACCACAGAUAAUCUUGAAGGAACCUAAUUCUCGCGGGAAAAAAAUACAUAACCGUAACAGAUACACAGAAAAGAGGUGGAGAAUUAGGAAACGUUUCCCCAAGCGUCAGAUGUAACAAGUGCAAUUAAGAAAUUAUUAAUAAAUAGCUACAACUGGCGAUAAAAUUAGUCUAGACACUCAACUAUACCCUCAUCGACAUUUCUUUCGUUCUGCCGAUACUUUCCACUUCAAAAGGAAAAAUAAGCCGUUCCUCCUCCACGCCCCCCUCCCCCGCUACAAACGAUGUUUAAAAUAUUCAAUAAUGAUUGUCCGACGUACCUUCGGGAGCGGUUUCAUAGAACCUCUGAAAUUCAUGACUAAAAUUUGAGGGGUUCUAACUAUGAUCUCCAACUACCACUACCUAAAACAAAUUUUCUCAAGCGCUCAUUUUCUUAUCGGGGUGCAAUGGCUUGGAACCAACUGUCAAAUGAAACACGUGAGAUGGGGGAUCUAAGCUUUCAGACGCUAUCGCAAGACACUGACAUUCCCCUUUCUCAGGUCUGCAAAAGACAGUUGUCCUUAACUUAGACCUUCUCAGGGCUUUGUCACUCGUUUCUGAAGCCCUUAGUAGGUCUGAGUAGAGGAGGCCAUUAUUUUUAAAUGUUCUUUUUUAGAAUUUUUUUUAAAUUAAAAACAAGACUUCCCUAUGGUAAGUCAUGUUUUCAUGAUUUGUUUAAAAAAAUUAGUUAAUCAGCCAAUCAGGAUUGCGAACUAAAAACAAAACCACCCAUGACUUUUCCCGCAUUUACUUUCCUGUUCAGAGGAAAAUAAAGGACUCUUCGUUAUCUAUGAUUUUAUCACACUCAUUUCAUGUCAUUUCAUAACCACUUUAAAAUCGCGUGUAUCACUUCAAUCAAUGAUGAGAUAUGAGCUGAGUGCGCGGAAAAGUCAUUGUCGCGAUUAUUUCUGCCUCUGAUUAGCUAACAAAGUGGCGUGUAGCUUUGCAUUGGUUGUUUCUAGACCAAUCAAAAACAGAGCAUUUGAUUUGGUUGCGUUCAUGCGCAGUUUUCUCAGGGAAAGACGAAAAUCACGCAUGAAGUAGCUGGAAAAAUUGGGAGCACCACGCAGAUCGCAGAAUGAAUAAUUGUUGGUUCAAUUAGCUAACAAAAGCAUAGAUGAAUGACCCAAACAUUGUCCUAACCGUAAAAAAAAAAAACAAUAGUAGGCGUGUUUUCAAUUGGCAGAGAAAAGAGAGGUAUCUGAGAGCUUCGUGGCUUCGGAAAAAUUGCAUCAAUUUUUGAGCAGUCUUCUCCGGAUUCUCCGACCGUUUAAGGCUCCCUCAAUCCAUCUUCGCCUAGUUCUCAGGCCUCAAACUUUUCGGAUAGGUCACAUGAUGCGACUUCAGUAUCGGUUACGUCACCAAAAUGAAUUGACCGUGCGGGCUCAGUUGCGGACCUGAAGAAAGGCUUUGGAAACUAGGAAAGGACCGUCAAAGAAUCAUACUACCUGCUCAUUUGCGACCUUUUUUUAUUAGCGAGCUUAAGAGACGAGAGCGUUGAUGUCUCGCAAGUUAAAAAUAACAAUCGGAAGUUGAGCUUUUCUCUUUUUCGGUGGUCUGUCUCGAUUACUUCAUACUGCAAGAGUAUAACCAAAAGCUUUGAAGCAUGUUGUGUCAGGAGCGUUAAAUCAUGUUAAAAAAAACAAGUUUUUUCCUAGCCAUUCAUGACAUCCGGGACGUGAGCGUUCUUGUUACUUAAGCUCGCAGUCUACGGUAUGUGGCUUUUUAUCCUGAGAGAAUCCUUCAACUUCAGUUGAUUUAUUUUAAAGUACAUGUAUUUUUUUUUCAGGUAUUCGCCAUAGCAGCUCAUCUAGUUUAUUGGGGAAUGGCUACUAUUGUGUACCCUCUCUGUGAGAGUAACGUGUAUGUUGUCGCACCCAACUCCUCUGUAAACGUGUAAGUCUGUCCAAAAUGCGCGUACCUCACGGCUGUACAUCUCGUCUGGUUUUUCCAGUUUUGUGUAUUGUACUCUUUCUGUAAGACUGGGGUACUUUAUUAAAACCUAUCAUGUGUACAUGUGUUUCGUGAGCCCCUUUGACCAUACAGGGCAGUGUGUUCUUUAUGAAGUGCGGGCCAGUUAGAACACUUGUGACCUGGGCGUGAAGUUGUAGCCUCGCACGCAUACGUUCUUAGGGGUUAGUCACGCGUUCCUGGGGAGGAUUGCGUGACCAGCCCAAAAAACGUCUGAAUGGGAGGCUAUAUCUAGAAGUUAUAAAGCACAUCUAGUCAACUUACAAUUAAUCAAAGGAGAAAAUUUAUGAAGCGCAUGUUAUAUAUACCAAUCAUCUAUUAAACAAUUUCUCUUGUUGCAGCUCAUCACCACUCGUCGAAGAGUUUACGUCAAGGUUUCCGCGCAUGUCACUGCACAACGUGCUGUCGGAAUUCUCGUUACCAGCUCCUCUCAGUGAACACAAUAAUCCCCUGGGGUUACCACAGCAGCAGGUAUUUUUGAGCUGGUACAAAACUAGUCUGCUACACAGCCGUUUUUAGUGAGCGUUGCGUGACGACACUAAAAACGGCUGUGUAGCAGACUAGUACAAAACUUGUCCAGUUUAUUGUUCACCGUCGCCUGGUUAGCUCAGUUGGCAGAGCGCCGGUCUGUUGGGCGGGAGGUCGCGGGUUCAAACCCCGGCCGGACCAACACUCAGGUUCUUUUAAUCACUGAGAAGAAAGUGUUGCCUUUAUAGUGACAUCUUGCAAACAGUUAGACUUUGCAGUCUUCUCAGAUAAGGACGAAAAACCGUAGGUUCCGUCUCACAGCACUUUCACUGAAUAUCUGGUUCUUGUGGGACGUAAAAGAACCCACACCACUGUUCGAAAAGAGUGGGGGACAUAGACCCCGGUGGUGUGGCCAAUCUCUCCUAAGCUGGGUCGGGUUAAUUGUAAACUCUCAAUUUUUUUCACGAUUUCUGUGAUAUUCCUGAAAAUGGGCAAACACAGGGAUUUUCGAAUUAUUUCCUUCCAAGUAGAAGGUGCAUGACGAAUUUUACAGUUUGACAGAAAAACUCAAAAUAUUUUAAAGAGUUUAUAGGGUUUUGGAGGAUGCUGUCACAAAAUUACAGACGUUUGUAUGGAUCUUUAACCAUGUUUCAAGAGUCAUUACUUGAUCCCUGUUCAACCUUAGAUAGACACCAAACUUUGUCAAAUAACCAAUCUUAACAUGACCUUCUAUAUGGUGGUACCAGUAAAUCGAUUAGUUUAAAUUUGAAACACGCCCCAGUUCCCUACGCAACUCCGAAGUGGCCGAUAGGGGAAACAACGCCCCCCACUGCUUCUUCAGUCGACAUACCACAGAUGAUCUUGAAGGAACCUAAUUCUCGCGGAAAAAAUACAUAACCGUAACAGAUACACAGAAAAGAGGUAGAGAACUAGGAAACGUUUCCCCAAGCGUCAGAUGUAACAAGUGCAAUUAAGAAAUUAUUAAUAAAUAGCUACAAUUGGCGAUAAAAUUAGUCUAGACACUCAACUAUGCCCUCGUCGACAUUUCUUUCGUUCUGCCGAUACUUUCCAUUUCAAAAGGAAAAACAAGCCGUUCCUCCUCCACGCCCCCCUCCCCCGCUACAAACGAUGUUGUGCUGCUGCUCAGCCGCUUGUAUCCGGGAAACAACAACCAAGUCAACAUUGGUUAUGGUAGGGGGAAUGGGUCCAGAUUGUUUUUCGAACUGUAGCUCACUGUACGUUGCUGCAAUUCCACUAUUCUUUCAAUUCAAGUUUUCCUUCCUCUCCUUUUGGCCAUAAAACAUUCUAUGUUAUUCGCCCUCUUAAUCAUGGUUUUUGGAAUGGUACAUGACAUACUUUUUAUUCCUUCCUUUCAAAAGGCUUUUUUUGUCCAAUUUUAGGCGGAACAGGUGCAAAUGGUAGUGUGGAUGUUGCAACGAAGAUUAUUAAUACAGGUAUUUUACACGUAGGAGUGAUCAAUCGUAUUGUGCGUGGAACUGUUACAUAUAGUUAUAGCAGACCAGGGUGGAUAUUUGCCCUGUACCAAACCUUAACUGGGGCGAUUUUCAGUUGAAUGGUCAUCUUUUAGUGAGCAGUAUUACAAAAUGUGGUUGGGACGCCACCAAGCAUUAGCGAUGUGUUCUUGCUCUGAAAAAAGAAAUCACGGCCUUAGUGCAAAACUUCUUUUAACCCUGCUUUUAACUGAAAAAAAAGUUUACAACGUGUUAGCAAAAGGUCAGACACGAAAGUGGACUUUCUGACGUUUUAAUGACAUUUUGUUUUCUUUUUUCCUAUUUUACACUGCGGAGUAAAGGUGGAGCAAAGAUUGGAAUAGUUCUUUGAUUAGCUGAACAGUACGACGGUAUGGUCGACGGAAUUUCCUUUCGGUAAACCUCCCGAAAACAGGGUCCCUUAUGGUACGCUUGAGACUGAAUUCUGAUUGUCAGUUUGUUUAUCUCUUCAGCUACACACCUAUGUGUUUCUGGUACCCACGGCCCAAUUUGAACAAAGCAGUGGGCACAGAGUGCGUUGGAUAUUCGGAGAUAGUUUUCCGGAUGGUCUGUCAUCAUUAGCCGAUAACCAACAUGAGCCUGCCGAGGAUGAAAUAAACCCCGAGCUGGAAGAGGAACUAAAGGAUCUGACGUACGCUGAAAGGAAAAGUGUGCUUCAAGUGCCCGCUGCGUUGAAUCCCGAAGACAUGAAGUUAUUUACAAGGUAGGAGAAGAAAAUGGGAUUCUGUGGUAUUGAGAGGGUUCUCUGGCGUGUGUUUUUUUUUUUCGCGUUUUUCAGGCGAGCAAAGGCAAGCGCAAGAGUGAGCAAGGAGCGCCAGACACGCACGCAGCGCGUGUCUGUCCCUCCACGCUCACCCACGCCGGUCUCGUGCUCGCCUGAAAAACGCGAAAAACCCAAUGUGGUAAAGAGGUCACGGUCUUGCACUGUACUAGAAGGCUGAGGUAUCUCUUCCUUCCCCGCAGUGGUUCAGUGGGAUGUUAUGAGACUUCCACUACCUCUGUCGACUGCUGAGGGAAAACUGAACGACUCAGCAGAUUCUAUUCUCCAAUCUUCUGGCUACGCCAGGGACCCGCCCUCUAGCCUGCAGGCUUUUAAUAUGAGCCAAGCGAGGUGAACGCGGAAUUUCGCGCGAAGCGCGACAUGCACGAGACACGAAAUUAAGCGCUGAUAAAGCGUCUGUUAUAUGCAGGCUACCUGCCCUCUGACCAAAACUCCAGAGGACUCUGGGUACAAGAUUGCAGAUUCUUAGGCUCUGCGGUCGAGUGAGUACCAGAAUCAAACGGACACAAUCUUAGACUUUCUUCAGAUGAUCUUCAAGGUUAUAAUUCAAAACCUUCAGACUAGCAAUACAUCAGCUUCUCAGAAUAACAAUCAGAGACAACAUCAGAAAACAAUCAGAAUUUUCGAGGCAGAGAAAAUUUCGUGGGGGGUGGGAUUUUCCAAAACGAAAACACGUGAUACUGACGUCAUAUUGAGUCCUAGAUUCCCAUAGUAUCUAAUGCUAUUGCUCCUAUUUUCUGAAGUUUGGAAUUAUAUUCCCCAGGCUGACACCUUAUGAAUCCUGAAGACAUGAAGUUAUUUACAAGGUAGGAGAAGAGAAUGGGAUUCUGUGGUAUUGAGAGGGUUCUCUGGCGUGUUUUUUUUUUCGCGUUUUUCAGGCGAGCAAAGGCAAGCGCAAGAGUGAGCAAGGUGCGCUGUGUGUCCCUCCACGCUCACCCACGCCGGCCUCGUGCUCGCCUGAAAAACGCGAAAAACAAAACCCUUUUUGUAGGCUAACUUCUCAUACUUCUCAUACCCCACCAUACAGUCUGUAACAUUUCCUGGCUUACAGAGCUUUUUCAUCGUUUAUAAUUUUCAACAAAUCUCACUCAAGCUUGGCAACUUGAAUGUUUUCGAGGCGUUCUUUCCAGCCUCAUCGACGGAGGGGUCUGUUUAGGGCUUUUACUCGAGGAAGUACCAAAAACAGUACCAAAUUUCAGCCAGAUUAUUGGUAGCGUGCGUGGCACGCGUUCGAAAUGAAAAGGGAAUAUUGGGCGCGUGAGAAGCGCGAAGGUCCGCCCGCGAGGAAGGAGGGUUGGGGCGGGGUUUUCCCACGCGCGCGGUCUCGCGCCCCAAUUCCCUUCUUCUUUUCUUUCGAACGGCUGCCAUGCACCCGUGCUGGAUUCUUCCUAUGCUAUCUUCACUAUCACCACGCAUCCCCAGCGUUGUUGUGAAAUUUCUGUUUGGCGGCUCUCCGAAUCUUAUUGCGCCUUUACUUUUGGAUGUAAAAUGAUACGGCAAGCCAUCAUGUCACAUGAAGUAAAUUUCAUACACGUUUUCCCCGGGUAGGAAAUUUUAAAGUCCUUACGUUGUUCGAGCAGGUUUUCUGUUUUUAGUGUCGUUUCUGCAUAGACUUGUUCGUAGUCCUGAAAUGAACCCGUUUUUCCAGGGGAGUCUGAAGCCUGGAAUGACUAUAAAUUGGGAAUUAUUUUUUCUUCGUGUGAUGUCCCAGCGUCCUCAAGACCACCGACCAUCAGAUCACAUUACAUCACUUUAUUAUAGAAAAACAUAUAAACUAAAACUGGGAACAAGGGUAGCUUUUGUCACUAAUAAAAUUUCUUCUCCUUGAGAGCUCCGCAGGUACCUUUGAAGUCUUGUUUUAUUCCCACCCCAAAGCUUUGAAACGUUUCGCCAUUUAAUUCAAUGGGCAUACUUCUCGUAGAACUGAACUAAACGCAAUGUGUAACGAGGGCUUGCACUGUGUUAGUAGGCUGAGGUACCUCUCUCUUCCCCCCAGUGGUUCGGUGGGAUGUUAUAGAACUUCCACUCCAUCUUUCGAGUGCAGACGUAAAAAGUGAACGACUCAGCAGAUUCUGUUCUCCAAUCUUGCAUCCAUAGUCUUCUGGCUACGCUAGGGACCUGCCUCUAGCCUGCAUAACAGGCGCUUUACGAGCCAAGCGAAGUGAAUGCGGAAUUUCGCGCAAAUCGCGACAUGCGCGAGACGCGAAAUUCCGCGCUGAUAAAGCGCCUGUUAUGCAGGCUACCUGCCCUCUGACCAAAACUCCAGAGGACUCUGGGUACAAGAUUGCAGAUUCUUAGGCUCUGCGGUUGAGUGAGUACCUGAAUAAAACGGACACAAUCUUAGACUUUCUCUCAGAUGAUCUUCAAGGUUAAAAUUCAAAACCUUCAGACUAACAAUACAUCAGCUUCUCAGAAUAACAAUCAGAGACAACAUCAGAAAACAAUCAGAAUCUUCGAGGCACAGAAAAUUUCUUGGGGGGUGGGAUUUUCCAAAACGAAAACACGUGAUACUGACGUCAUAUUGAGUCCUAGAUUCCCAUAGUAUCUAAUGCUAUUGCUCCUAUUUUCUGAAGUUUGGAAUUAUAUUCCCCAGGCUGACACCUUACUUGAGAGGAAAACAGCAUUUGGAAGAAGUCAUGUAUUACGAGAACCUGCGAAGAUCCCAGCUCCUAACACUGCUGGAUAAAUUCAGAGAUGUUCUUUUCUUAUGCCAGCAUGAAGACCCAGUAACCCAAUAUUUCUACAGCAGUUGAUACGUUUCGUUUUGUAACAGUCGAGGAGGGUACAAGAGUGUUUUGUUGCCAAGUGACCAUGAUGAAUAAUGUGAGAAACAUUUUGUCCAUUUUGGAAUCGGCAGAUUCACCCAACAGCCGCGUCUGCCGUAUUUGUAAUAGACCCUCCAACGUUUUUUUUAGACAGGGAUCAGUUAGCGAAAAUCCGUCAACACGGCUAAAAAGAACAAAAUAAAUAUUGUAAUUGAUUAAGGCGCUCUUUCUAGCAGUGUCAUUGGAUAUUCGCGUCGCUAAAAAAAAAAAAUAAAUAAAAUAAUAAUAAUAAUAACAAUAAUAAUAAUAAUAAUAAUAAUAAUAAUAAUAAUAAUAAUAAUAAUAAUAAUAAUAAUAAUAAACCUUGGUAAGGUACACUGAGACUUGCUUGAAGUUGCUUUGAUAAAUUCCAUAAACGAUAAUCACUUCAGCC